This is a messenger RNA of Nestor notabilis (Kea), 438 nucleotides long. Its product is annotated as palmitoyltransferase ZDHHC15-like. The transcript is spliced from 5 exons. The record is from RefSeq and is a predicted model, not a curated record. The annotation marks the transcript as partial. NCBI's taxonomy places the organism in Eukaryota, Metazoa, Chordata, Aves, Psittaciformes, Psittacidae.
AAGUAUUUCAUUAAGUACUGGACAGGUGAACUGACUAAUGGACGUUCCAAAUUCCACGUCCUUUUCCUUCUCUUUGUGGCGGUCAUGUUCUUUGUAAGCCUUAUGUUUCUGUUUGGCUACCACUGCUGGCUUGUUAGCAGAAACAGAUCCACUCUAGAGGCUUUCUCAGCUCCUGUGUUUCAAAACGGCCCAGAUAAAAACGGGUUCAAUCUUGGCUUCGUAAAGAACCUUCAGCAAGUGUUUGGAGAAGAAAAAAAGCUCUGGUUGCUACCUAUUGCCUCUAGCCAGGGCGAUGGGCAUUUUUUCCCCAUGAGGGCUUUGUGUGAAGCUCAGAAUCCUCUCCUAGCAAAUGAAGAGCAGUGGGAAGAUGAUGGAAUAGAUGAAGAGCCUCACGAUUCUGCUGAAGCUUCAUCCCUUGCCAUAGAAAGGGAGACAUAG